AACUGACCUGAACAUCAAAUAUCAAGUGGUAAACUGAUAUUGGAUAGCAAUACAUCACCCCAAAGGCUUGUGUCAAACAGUCCCCUUCCAGCCAUGAAAUGCAUGGGCAAUAGCAUUGACAUUUACCACUGUUAUUCAUUUUUAUUGUUGAGGAUAAAACAACCAUAUUUUUUUAUGAACAGAAGUACAAAGGCUGCAAAUUAAGACACUGCCUUUUUUAUUAUUAUCCUGGUACCACCUUUAACUGGGCUUACUUCUGACAAGCACCAGUAUAACUAAACAGAAAAUCAAAGAAGUAGCUUGCAUGAACAAAUCACCUUCCCUAUUGCCCAUGAAUGAUCCUCUAAGCAGAGAUUCAGGCACCACAUAUAUUGAAUAAAUGAACAUUCAAUGCCAUCUGCUGGGGUAUACAAAAAUAUGCACUACCAAGCUCACAGAACGAGAGAGCGACAAAUGCAAAGAGGGUGUUCAGGCAGAAACUUGCUUCUUCCAAAACACAGCAAUAAGGGAGGGCUGUAGGAUGUUGGCUGUCCUUAAUGCCCUUCAGCCAUAGGGUAAAACCCCUGGAAAAGAAGUAGUUCUGGUUUUAACUCUCUCCUUAGCAUAAAAGUAUUUCAGUGCACAAUUAUCUCUUUUUUUCUAAGCGGUACAACAUGCUAUAAUUAUUUGUUAUUUGUUGGUCUUGAUAGGAGGACCAUCAUGUUCUACUUUGGAAAUCAGGCCACAAUGUAGCCAGAGAUGCAAGAUUUGUGAGUUUACAGGCAGCCUAAGAAAGGACUGAAACAGUCCAGAACAAGAGCAGAUACUGGGCAAGGUCAUAUCGUGGCUGUUUUGCAUUAAAGGGUCACUGGAUUCAAUGUGUAAAUCAGGUUAAGUGCAGAAGUUGGGAGUCUCUGUUCACCAGCUCUUUGGCCCUGUAGCUCAUGCUCUCCUGGCUAUACCAUGAGACAGCUUCACGGCAGACAAACACACCAAGAACAGUUUAUAGCCUGGCGGCUGGAGUGUGCUCAGAUUAGGGAUUUUCUUCUGCUGUGAAGAGAACAAAACACGUUUCUAUUCACAAAGGGAUUUGCAGACCAGGAGUCCCACAGCUCUCCAAGGUCUGCACCAAGAAGCAAAACUCAGGAGAGAGGAGUUCAAGCACAUCCUUCUUUGGGUGUUUUUGGUGGGCGGGCUUAGACAUGCUCAUGGUCUACAAUCCCAUUUCCACACAGCUACUUCCUCAUGCAUUGUAUAGGUCCACAAACUCAUGGUGGACCUGCUUCACAGCCUUUAUUUCAGUAUCUCUAAAAUACUGUAAAUGAAUGCUCUAAAAUCUGGGGCUGCCAGACUUUUAUUCCUUUAUAUAAGUUAUUAGCUACUGUAUAAUCUACUACAGAAUGGGACCUGCUGACAGAUUUUCUCCAUUUCAUACAGAAAAGAGAACUAUUCCUGCUAACACCUAUCACUCUAGCAAAUACUUGACAAUGAAGGGCAGGAGUGACUUACAGGUUUCCUCCAAGCUGUCAGAGGAGGAAGAAAAUGUGUAUGAGACUGUAAGUUCUUCAAUGCUGGAGGCCAUUCAUUCUUUGAGAAUCCUUCCUGCCAAACCUCUACAAGAAUCUGAAUAUGCAGAUAAACGUUGCCUAAGGCCUUCAAGUACCACUUCUCCAACGAACGAGAACCCAUCUCAACCCCUUCAAUACUCAGCUAUUUGCACAUUUGAUCCGGAGGGGACGACAGUGCCAAAUGUAAGAGGAGGAAGAAUGAAAAUACAUGGAUACCAGGAGCCUGCACCUCCCCCACGGCCUCUGAAGAUGCUGCCAAAGCAGUAUCAGCCCCUUCCUCCAGAGCCAAGAAUAAGCAGCCAGAUCUUUCACAAGAGGAACACACUCAGCCAAGAUCCCACCUUUCCAGUAUCAGCAAAAGUCACAAGACAUUCAUCUGUUAAGGAAUCAAAUAAUGCACCUGGAAGAGAGCAAGUUACAAGUCUGGGGAAGAAACCUGAAGUACCUUUUCAAGCACAACAGCAUCCUCCUGACGCCAGCCCUCAAUGUACACGGAGCUCUAAAAACAUUUGCAGAUCAGGUUCCACAUUAUGUGUAGAUAAGUUGAAGAAGACGCCACCUCCGACAUCAUAUGCAGCACGCAAAAAUAAACCAAAACAUUCGUUGGUAGAUCAGGAAAUGCAAUCUCUUACCCAACCCACUGAAAAGGAUUUAAAAAAAUAUGAAUGGUACGUUGGAGAAUACGAUCGCCAUAAAGCAGAGAAGAUACUGCUACAGAAAAACAUUGACGAGACAUUCUUGGUUAGAGAUUGCUCCAAGAAAUCGAAGGCCGAACCAUACGUUUUGGUUGUUUAUUACCGAAGAAGAGUAUACAACAUUAAAGUACGUUUUCUGGAAGACAGCCAACAAUACGCCCUGGGGACGGGGCUCAGAGGAGAGAGCAAAUUUAAUUCCGUGGAAGAGAUCAUUGACUUCUACAAAUCCGUUCCCAUAACACUCAUUGACGGGAAGGAUCAGUCAGGAAACCACAGAGAACAAUGCUACCUCACACAUCCAUUCAAGUCAUGCUGAUGUUUUCUGCCUUAUUGUCCCUGAUUCAUCUGUGUGGAUAUAAAUAGCACACACAUUAAAAAGUCCCAAGAAUCAGAUUCACCUUUUGAGCAAGGAGCUCCCCAUAAUACGAUGAAGCAUUCUACAGUCUACUCCAUUUUUUGAUUGUUGCAUUUUCACUUUGAGGAUACAAGAGUAUGUAUUAAUUCACAGGAAGGUGUUGAGACUGACUCCUGGUAUCUUGACGACUGAUCAAUUUGCUUACCGUGCACUCUACCCUCUAACUUAAGAUGAAAAUGAAACUCACCCUUGCUUACCUAAAUGUCACUGAAACUCCGCUAAGUAGCAAAACCUAAUAAAGUAUACCGCAGUCAUUAAACAAAUAUUCUUGACUUUAAAAAUACAAAUGAAAUACUGUGUGUCAGAGUUCUCACUGUCUAACAAUUUCAUGUGGUGUGCAUAUGUUUGCUCAACAACAAGCUGUGCUCAGCUGCCACCGAAGUUAGCGUCAGCUGAUGCUUAUAGGCAUUGGAGAUUUUAAAGCCAGCUGUAAUUAUGUAAAUUCUACUAUUCAAUGAGCAGUUAUUCUUUAGCUUUAAGUAGCAGAUACUUGUAUUCCAUACCUGAGCCUUCAAACACUUACGUAGCAGGACCAUUAUACAGUCACUUUGAAUUCAUACCAUGUGCAAAGGCAGAGAUAAAAAUCAUAAGUAGGAAGAGCAGAUGUACUUCUAAAUCAGCAAGAAAAUGUGCUCCAGUGUGUAUGAGCAAAGAAUAUGAGAAUGUGAUUAUUUUUCCAGAAAAAAAUACAGAAAUAUUUAUUCAUACAAUUUGAGUUUUGGAAGUCUAGCUAAAUUCUGUAUGUAUAUGAAGGUAAACUACAACUCCAUAUGUACAUGAAGGGGUUUUUCUGCACAGCACUGAUAAUCUUCCUAGCCACACUCAGAAGUUUGACUAGGUUAUUGUAAUAUAUCAAAAAAGGAACUUCAGUUACUUUAUCCUUAUAGAAUAGGAAUAAGAAGAACAAAACCACUCAAGCCCAAAACCACAACAUUCCAACCGAAUUUAUGACGUACUAUGUAGUGGCACAAACUAGCUCUAAAAAAAUUUAGCAGUUGAUUGUUAUUUUCUUGCGACCUUUUUAUUUCUCAAUGCUGCAUCAAAAGGGAAGAGAA
Molecule: messenger RNA, 3712 nt
Organism: Prinia subflava (tawny-flanked prinia)
Lineage: Eukaryota; Metazoa; Chordata; Aves; Passeriformes; Cisticolidae
Gene: CLNK
Product: cytokine dependent hematopoietic cell linker
Exons: 15
Coding region: 1380-2558 (392 amino acids)
Biological process (GO): cell surface receptor protein tyrosine kinase signaling pathway; intracellular signal transduction
Source: RefSeq, a predicted model, not a curated record